AUGGGGAAGUACAUGCGGAAGUGCCGGGCCGCGGCCGCGGCCGCGGGCGGCGGCAAGGCGGCGCCGGCCGUCGUGGAGCACCGCGCGCCGGUGGCCCUCGGCGUCCGCACGCGGUCCCGCGCGGCCGCCCUCAACGCGAAGAUGAGGAAGCAGCAGCAGGCGACGACGUCCACGGCGGCGCGCGCGGUGGAGGAUGCGUUGCUGGGCCGUGACGGCGGCGACGCGGCCGCCGGGUGCUACCUGCAUCUCCGGAGCAGGAGGCUGUUCAUGCCUGCUUCCGCGGCGGUGGAUCAGCUCCGGGGACUUGGGGCGGACGAGGAGGCUUCGACGGCGGGGCUGCCGGAUUCUCGGCCCUCGGUGGAGGCGGCGGUCGUGGCCGGGGUCUCGCGCUGCUCCAGCACCGCGUCGACGGCGGUGGACGUGGCGGCUAGAGAGAGGAGCGGCGACGAAGCGGAGCAGGCGUGCGAGAGUGGCGACGUGGAGAGCUCCGUCAGCGACUCUGAGUGCGGCGGCCGGGACAGGAGGGAGACCACGCCGUCGAGCCAUUCCCCGGCAGAUUUGAGCGACCUGGAGUCGAGCCAGUCGGCGGACGAGCAGAAGCACAAACGCAGGAGGUAUCCGGCAACAACGACGACGACCGCAGCGCCAUUCCGCUUAGACUUGGAGGCGAGAGCAAGGAUGCCACCGGCGGCAGAGAUCGACGAGUUCUUCGCCGCCGCGGAGAAGGCCCAGGCCGAGCGCUUCGCCGCCAAGUACAACUUCGACGUCGCGCGCGGCGUGCCUCUCAACGCCGGCCGGUUCGAGUGGACCCCGGUGGCCACCGUCUGA
Messenger RNA from Triticum turgidum subsp. durum (durum wheat), 828 nucleotides. NCBI's taxonomy places the organism in Eukaryota, Viridiplantae, Streptophyta, Magnoliopsida, Poales, Poaceae. The record is from the annotation of a GenBank genome assembly.